AUCGUCGGAUUGCUUACUGGCCGGUUCGGCAAUGGAAUCCCACCUGCUCACCUCGUCGUCUUCUCUGCUUUACAGCUCUUCCGCCACCGCCGGCUCCUCUGCUUUCAACCACGUCAAGCCCCAUUGUUCGAUUAUUUCUUCCUUUCCAGUUUGCGGCAAGUGGAAGAUCGGCGCCCAGCGUGUUUGCUCCGUUAAAGCCAUGGCUGCUUCUCCCGGGGCACAGAGCCAUGGCCAGGUCCCGAACAAGGAAGCCAAGCUGUGGGGUGGUAGAUUCGAAGAGAGUGUCACAGACAUUGUUGAGAAGUUCACAGAAUCGAUUUCAUUUGAUAAGGAGUUGUAUAAGCAUGAUAUCAUGGGGAGCAAGGCCCACGCUUCAAUGCUGGCUGCCCAGGGAUUAAUGAGUGCAAGUGAUAGAGAUAGUAUUGUUAAAGGCCUUGAUGAGAUUCAGAAGAAAAUUGAGGCUGGGGAAUUUGUGUGGAGGACAGACCGGGAGGACGUGCACAUGAACAUUGAAGCAGCACUUAUUGAUAUGAUUGGCGAGCCUGCAAAGAAGCUGCACACUGCUAGAAGCAGAAAUGAUCAAGUUUUGACUGAUUUCAGACUGUGGUGUCGGGAUGCAAUUGAUAGGAUUCUGGCAUCCGUAAAACAUCUGCAGGUUGCUUUGUUGACUCUGGCUCUCAAGAAUGAGGGGCUUAUCGUUCCUGGUUAUACACAUUUGCAAAGGGCACAACCAGUUCUAUUGUCUCAUCUCCUGUUGGCAUUUGUUGAACAGCUUGACCGUGAUGCUGGUAGGUUGCUUGAUUGUAGAACAAGGAUGAAUUUCUCUCCCUUGGGUGCUUGUGCAUUGGCUGGAACUGGUUUGCCCAUUGAUAGGUUUAUGACCUCUGAUUCUUUGGGAUUCACUGCCCCCAUGAGGAACAGUAUUGAUGCCGUUUCAGACCGAGAUUUUGUCUUGGAAUUUCUUUCUGCUAAUGCUAUCAUUGGCAUCCAUCUUUCUCGUCUGGGUGAAGAGUGGGUACUGUGGGCCUCCGAGGAGUUUGGAUUUAUCACCCCAAGUGAUUCUGUUUCCACAGGAAGUAGCAUAAUGCCUCAGAAGAAAAACCCAGAUCCGAUGGAACUUGUUCGUGGAAAGUCUGCUAGGGUUGUAGGUGACCUGGUUACCCUACUAACUCUGUGCAAAGGUCUUCCUCUUGCUUAUAACCGGGAUUUGCAGGAAGACAAGGAACCUGUUUUUGACAGUGUCAAAACAAUUGUAGGAAUGCUUGAAGUCUCAGCUGAAUUUGCACAGAACAUCACCUUCAAUAAACAGAGAAUCGAAAAGGCAUUGCCAGCUGGCUACCUUGAUGCUACAACACUUGCGGAUUAUCUUGUGAAGAAGGGUGUGCCCUUCAGAACAUCCCAUGAUGUAGCUGGCCGGUCAGUCGCAUUAUGUGUAGCGAAAGGGUGUCAGCUUCAAGGCCUAAGCUUGGACGAAUUCAGAAGCAUCAGCCCAGUUAUUGACGAUGAUGUAUAUGGCUAUCUUGGAGUGGAAAAUGCAAUCAAGAACUUCAGUUCAUAUGGGUCUACUGGUUCUGCCCCCGUUUCUGAUCAACUAGAGUAUUGGGUGGCGAGACUAGAAAUCGGUACCAAGUAGAGUAGAUCUGAUUCUUCAGCUACCUAACAGGGGCGUCGAGAAUGGUUGCUGGCAGUGGUUUUCGAGCUUCUAUAAUUUCUCAGAAGCCAGCUUGGAGCUUCCCAUACACAGCAGAGAAGCGGGGUGGAAUGUCUCCCGACCGAAGCAUGAAUUCUAUGUAGUUUGAGUUAAGUGAUCUAGCUUAUCUACAUGUAGUUUAAAAUUAAGUUUGGAAUUUAUCUUACAUCUGCACAACUUGUAGAUUUAUCAUUUUAAAAUUGGAGCUCUUAAGUUUUUUGGAAGGGUACUUUGAAGGAUGAAUGAUUAUAUUUUCCAGAAUGUUUUUCUUAUAACUUAGAGCUAAUACCACUAGAAAAUCCGAACUAUCAACAAUGUGUCAUUUGUGUCCCGAAUUAUCCGCCGUCUGGUCAACCGUUAUCUAUAACGAUCAAUCGUCAGAAUAUAAAUGACACACAACUACUAUAGGUUGGGACAUAAAUAUCAUAUUGAAUAGAUCGGGACACCAAUCACAUUUUAUUGAUAGUUCGGGUUUCCCACUAAUAUUAGCCCUAUAACUUAUCAUCAAUACAAGGGUUGAGAUUACAAAGAUAAAACCUACAAAUAAAAAAUCAAAUAAAAAACUUAAUGAGAAAAUUACAUAGAAAACACCCAAGAAAAACAAAGAUGACGGAGAAUGUGCAUCAAAAUGUCAGUUUCGUUCCUUUCAAAUGCACCAAACCUAGGCAUUGGUCUAGCCAAGGUUGAUGAUUCAUGACAAAUAGUUAAAUGUCCAGGUAAAAAACCUGAGUUUGGGAUGUAAACCAAUGACUAAUAAGCAUCAAGUUGGUGACAUAUAUCUACAAUAUUUAAGGACCAAAAACCCCUAUAAAUAUCUUAAUCAACAUAAAAUAUUAUUUAGUGAAAAAAAAAAAGAAAUUAUAGAAUAUAUAAAACUACUAAAAACAUUUUUGUUGUUAUAUAAAAAUCAUAAUUAGGAUUUACUAUUCAUUAAGAGGCUUUUGUAAAUAAUCCUAACUUUAAGGGUAUUAUCCUAAGAAGCCACAUAUUAGCAUAAUUUUCAUUUCAUUUAUAAUUUUUCUUUCCUUUGCAAGUAAACACAUAUUUUGCUUUAUUUCCUCUUUUCCGUUUUUUUUUAAUCACAUAUGAGAAUAUUUAAUAAUAUUCUUCAUUAUUUUUUACUUUAAUUUUUAAUUUUUUUAUCCUCAAAUUAACAUACUUGUUCGUAUUUGAUCCACAUUCAUGUGAUGUAUUUUACAUUUCCGGAUUCUUAUUUAUUGAUAUUUUUUGUAAAUUUUCCGACUAUUCAGAUAAAAGUUGACCGGUCUCGCGUAUUCGGAUCAUUAGCAGUAAUGCGUUUUCAUUUUCGAAUUCUUAUAGAGGGAGGUUGGCGCUUCGGUCAGGAGGCAAAUCUCUUUUGUUUGGGCCGGUAGCUAAAAGAAAGUCAGUUCUUAUCGUUGAGAGCAUAACCGGUCUUAGCUUUGACUUGGCAGUAGGAAAACUCUAAAAAAAUUCUGAAAACUCUAAAGAAAGUCUGUUCUUAUCGUUGAAGGCAUAACCGGUCUUAUUGUAUUUCAGUCAUGUGUGUUUCAAUAUUCCAUUUUCCAUUUUUUUAAUGCUUAUCAAUUGUCGGUUUUUGUGAAUUUUCCAACUAUUUAAAUAGAUAUUUUGUUUUUGCAUAGAGUCCUAUUUUCGAAUAUGAAUGUAACAUCUCUACCCUCUUGUGCGUGCUUCCAUCAUAAUGACAUUAUUAGUAACCGAUAAAGAAAUCGUCCCUUAAUUGAAAAAAGUGAGGAAGUAUGGUAGUAUAACUGUAUAAGGGUUGUUAAAUUAAUUUUAGUAAUUACUGAAAUUAAUUAUGUGAAUUUGUAUUAAAGUCCUCAUGGAAGAAGGACUUAAUUGGAGAAAUUGGGAGUUGGAGGAUCAAAUGGCAAACAACUUAUGUUAGUGCCAUUUGUGGGAGUGUGAUUGGAGGGAGAGGGAGAAAGAGAGGGUUCUAGAGAUUGGAGGGGUGCAAAAAAUCUGCACCCUCCCACCAUUUGUUCCCAUCUCCUCUUAAUUUUUUCUCCUUUCUUCUUUCUCUCCAACCCACAACCAUCUCCACCAACACUAUCCUCCAUCCGCAAAAUCUAAAACCAAGUUAGCAAAGGGCAAGAUUGGAGACUAGAGAACAAGAGAAGGAGUAACAAAAGGUAAGAAUCUUCUUCCUUUCUUCUUCCUCAAGCUGAGAAGCAUGAAUUACAAAAGGGGAUUUGUCGAUUUGAUGAGGAACAAGGAGCUAGAGCUCCAUAAAUUAUAUCCCCAACAUAGAGUAACCAUGUUAUUUAUCAAAGGAAGAAGGUAGGAGGUGUAUAGAACUCAAAGUGGUGAAGUUGACAAAAUCGGGUUUGAUCCACUAGAUGUUGUAUAGAUGGAAAUAAAUGGUUUUAAUGGGUUGUGUGAGUGUAUUUAGACUUUAUUUAUCAUGUAAAAUCCUCAAAUAAUCAUGGUGUGGAGUUUUGGAAUGGAUGGGAUCAAGGAAGGGUGGUGGUGAAAGAGGAAGUAGAAAACAGUUUUGAAUCUUCAACUAGAAUUGAGUACCGAGCUCAAAUUUUCGGUCAAAAUGGUCUGAAAUUUGGAUAUGUUGUAGUUCUAUGGAUCUAGUUUAAGUAGGAAAAAUAAUAAGUCGAUUUGAUUAAAAAUUUGAGGGAGAAAUGGCCAAAACUGUGGAAGGGGGUAAGUUGCACAGGCUGUGCAAAUUGCCGCACGGUCGUGCGAAGUUUCCAGGAGUUCUCACGGCCUUGCAACCUCAGGGGCAGGCCAGGCUGUGUGUAUCCUAUUUUUUGCCAAAAUUUUGUGUUCUUGUCGAACCAUUGAGGAACUAUAACCCUAAUAUGAUUAUAUAGACUCCCUAUAUAUAAUAUAUCACUUAAUGGCUUGGUAAUUGUGUAAUAAGGAAAAGAACAAGCCGGGGAGUCUUCAAAUGGCAGGGGAAUUGCCAAGUAACGACUGGAAAGGGUGAGUAGAUUCUAACCCUAAAUCUAUAUCAAUACAAAGGUGGUAUUUGGGUCAUGAAGCAACCCUAAUACAUAUCAUAGAUAUAGAGGUACUCGGGUCAUGAAGCGCCCCAGAUAUGAAGCAUGGACAUCGACUAAGCGAAUGUGGAUGUGAGUGAUUAUUAGUUGAACCGUACGAUAUGAUAAUUAUAUAUUAAAUGUGUUUAUGAUUGUAUGAUGAAUGUGAGUGGCCACUAGAAUGAUCUAAGUGAUUGAUUGGUUAUGUUAAAUAUGAUAUUGAUGUAGUAAAAUGGUGAAGCCUAAGGGCUUAAAGUUAAAUAUGAUAUUGAUGUGGUAAAAAGGUGAAGCCUAAGGGCUUAAAGACAAUAACAUGAUAAAGUAAUAACGCCUAUGGGCAUAA
Molecule: messenger RNA, 5026 nt
Organism: Linum trigynum
Lineage: Eukaryota; Viridiplantae; Streptophyta; Magnoliopsida; Malpighiales; Linaceae
Source: the annotation of a GenBank genome assembly